CCCCGCCCCCGGGCGGCGCAGGCGCGGCGCAGGCGCGGGCCCCGCGGGAUGCGGGCGCUGCUGCAGCGGCUGCACGGCGCGGCCGUGGCGCUGCUGCUGUGGCGGGGCCGCGCUCGGGCCCGGGCCCGGCCCGCCGCCUCCGAGGUGCUGAGCCAGCACCUGCGGCAGCGCCGCCUGCCCCACUGGACCUCGUUCUGCGUCAAGUACAGCGCGGUGCGCAACGACCAGUUCGGCCUCUCGCACUUCAACUGGCCCGUGGACGGCGCCAACUACCUGGUGCUGCGGACCGGCUGCUUCCCGUUCAUCAAGUACCACUGCUCCCGCGCCGCGCCGCAGGACCUGGCGCUGCAGGACGCCUUCUUCACCGCCCUCAAGCUGCUCAACGCGGGCAUCCCAACUUUACUGUAUGGAAUUGGCUCCUGGUUCUUUGCCCGUGUCACAGAGACUGUCCACACCAGCCAUGGCCCAGUCACUGUUUAUUUUCUAAAUAAAGAAGAUGAAGGAGCCAUGUACUGAACUAUCUGUCCUCUGUGUGCUACAAAUAUCUGCUGCCUUUGGCUAAAAACAGCUGAAAAACUUGAUUUCUAUGCUGUGUUCUCAUCCUCAGCGUGCUCUUUCAGGAGGCUGUGUGGACUUUUUGGUUGUGAGAGAUUGAUUUUUGCGAGGUCUGUGAAGUUGAAGGAUUAGAAUUGCUGAGGGUAUGUCUGGAAGUCAGGGACUGGUGCUGCUGGACAAACCUGGGAUCGUUUAGAGAGAUGCAUUUAUCAACUCAGAAAACUCAAUUGUAGCCUGUGGGCAAGGAAACUGUGAAUGCACUGACAUUUCACAAUGGCCCUGAAAAGAUGAAGCUGCUCAGGUGUAGAUCCUGCCUAGAUAUUUCAUAAUUAAUUAAUUGUCACAAGUGUAACUGUGUCUGAAUGGCACUGAGUGGUCACAAUCACCUGGAAGAGCCUUUGGGGAAAAAAAAAACCACCCAAAAAGAAGUGUAAAAAAGGCUGUAUCACAUUUCUUGAAAUGAUAUUUAAAUAAAAUAUCCAAAAUACA
Messenger RNA from Prinia subflava (tawny-flanked prinia), 1044 nucleotides. It is a transcript of the gene C15H15orf61, whose product is annotated as chromosome 15 C15orf61 homolog. The coding region runs from base 49 to 516 and encodes 155 amino acids. The transcript is spliced from 2 exons. The record is from RefSeq and is a predicted model, not a curated record. Lineage: Eukaryota; Metazoa; Chordata; Aves; Passeriformes; Cisticolidae.